CCGCGCGGAGGCGGGUCUGCUCAGGUGACUGUCAAGAUAAAACUUCAACUACUUCUGAGCGGGGCCUUAGGUAAUGUUAGCAAGGUAAGUGAGAGGAGGUGUACUCUAGGCAACAUGUUAUGAAAGUUUUUGAGUCGGUUUCUUAUUUGUCAGGAUCCAGCCGUAACGAACAAAAGAGGAAACCCACAGGACUAAAAUGGACUGGUUCCACUGUAAUCAGUGCUUCACAAAAAAAGGGUCGAAGUUUGCUGUGUCCAGCUGUGGCCACAUCUGCUGUGAAGCAUGCAUUAAGCCUAAGCAGUGCAGCGUGUGUGGGGCCUGCUGCAGUUACCUGCCUGUCACAGAUGAGGUUGAUGAAGCCACAGGAAAAGGUGUUUUUCAGGGACCCUGUGAAGCUCAUCCGAUCACGACUGGAGCACAUUUCACAGAUUGUGCGUUUUCAGCUGAUGCAGAUGGAGAGAGUCACAGCACACUACAAGCAAAAGUCUGUCGAACUGGAAGGGCGCCUCAAAGAAGUCACUGAGAAGGCGUACAGCCAACUCUCUGAGCUGAAAAGAGAGAAUGCUGACUUAAAAAAGGAGCUUUCAAAGCUGAAAAGAGAGACUGCUGAAUUGAAAAAGCCACUUUCUCAGAGGAGGGUUUCUCCAGGACUGUUUCAAAUAGAUGGCACUCAAAGGAUGUCACUCCCCGUGGCCAUUGCUUCCCCAGUUAUCCCUCUUUCAAGACCCACGGGUAACUUAGGGCCAGCAGAGCGGCAGGGGUGGGCAAGAGACAGAGGUCCCAGUCUGUCCUCCCUCACAACUCCUGGAUCAGCUGCCUCCAUUUCUAGCCGUAGUUCUUUCCAUGAACACAGAACAGCCACAUCCUUAAGCACGUCUACAAGAACACAGCGUCAGACUCCCAAUGUUUUCCCGUUCCAAGUUAUGAGUGGGUUAUCAAUACAGUCACCCAGGCAUUAAUGAAAUGCCCCCAUGGGAACAUCUUUGACAGUUAAGCUCAUCAGGACCGUUACAUGUUUGUUGGAGUUUGGAACAGCUGGCAGCAAUGACUGUAUGUCUUAUGCAUUGUAGCCAAUUAAUGAUUGUUAAGCUUAUGUGGAUGUGGUUUCUUUGUUAGGAAUUAACCUGCUAUAUUAUCUUACUGUUACUGGUUGACUCAUGAUCAUUAUUUUUUCUGGCAAAAGAGUUUUUCAUUUCUGUAGAUACAUUUCACAGCCUUGGGCUUUUUUCUCACAGAUUUUAUGUUGAUAGAAAAAUAAAUUUGAUGAGUUAGAGUCAGUUGGAGUCAUUACAACACACAAAAAUAUUGCUUGCACACAGGAUUAUAAAGGCAAAUCUUUUACUGGUUUCCAGUGACACAGCUGUGCAAAUGGGAACAGGAAAAAAAUACAAUGAGAACACCUGCAAAGGAAGACACUAAGUGUUAUGGACAUUAGCCCGCAGCAUGACACAUGCAUUAACUUUUCAUUACUAACAGAAUGACAAAACACAGUGAUGCACACUGCUUUACCAACAUUCUGGUCAUCUAAACUUUGUCCAGACAUUUCUAAUUAACUAGCCCUCACUCCAUUUAAACCCACAUCACCCCUGCAGGUUAACUAAGCAGUACUACAGAGUAUGGGGCUGAAAUGCAUAAUGUUUGUGGUAUAAUUCAUAACCAGGUUUAACAGAAAGGUUUUAUUCUUUGGAUUCAAACCCUUCGCUACUUCUGCAGUACAUGGAUACACAAAUUAUUUCAUCUAGUUUGUCUAUAUUAUAAACUGUCAUGUCACACUCUAUAUUAAGACAAAGAGAUGUAAAAAUACUGAUUUAAUCAAUGAGUGGAAAUCAUAGUUUGAAAUUCUGAUAUCAUGAUGUUGAUGUGAUUGCUGCUUUCCCACUGCUGUUUAACCUUUACUGUAAAAA
Messenger RNA from Scatophagus argus, 1904 nucleotides. Its product is annotated as RING finger protein 212B-like. Gene Ontology annotation, molecular function: SUMO transferase activity. Gene Ontology annotation, cellular component: synaptonemal complex. Bases 120 to 959 code for a protein of 279 amino acids. The transcript has 13 exons. The record is from RefSeq and is a predicted model, not a curated record. NCBI's taxonomy places the organism in Eukaryota, Metazoa, Chordata, Actinopteri, Scatophagidae. Gene Ontology annotation, biological process: homologous chromosome pairing at meiosis; protein sumoylation; reciprocal meiotic recombination.